Messenger RNA from Amphimedon queenslandica, 2090 nucleotides. RefSeq names its product translation factor GUF1, mitochondrial. NCBI's taxonomy places the organism in Eukaryota, Metazoa, Porifera, Demospongiae, Haplosclerida, Niphatidae. Gene Ontology annotation, biological process: positive regulation of translation. Bases 67 to 1971 code for a protein of 634 amino acids. Gene Ontology annotation, cellular component: mitochondrion. Gene Ontology annotation, molecular function: GTPase activity; mitochondrial ribosome binding; GTP binding. The transcript has 19 exons. The record is from RefSeq and is a predicted model, not a curated record.
AUCAAAUAUUUAACCCUCUUAAGAAUUCAGCCUUAAAAUGGCGGACGUGCCUUGUCACGUGAGAACAUGUGGAGGGUAGUGCCAAAGAGAAGCUUCAUUCUCUCUCCCUCAGUCGUUAGAUUAUUGAGUGAUGCUCCAAUUGCUCUUCAAUGUGAAAAAGGAGGAGGAGUAGGAGGAGAGAUAGGGACAGAUAAUAUUAGGAAUUUUGGUAUAGUAGCACAUGUUGAUCAUGGAAAGAGCACAUUAGCAGAUCGUCUAUUGGAGCUGACCGGCACUGUUAGAGCUAGUCCUGAUAACAAGCAGCUCCUGGACCGGCUCCCUGUUGAAAGAGAGCGUGGUAUCACAGUCAAAGCACAGACUGCUACUAUGCUGUAUUCUAAUCACAUGCUCAACCUCAUUGAUACUCCAGGACAUGUUGAUUUCAGCUACGAAGUAUCACGGUCUCUCUCGGCCUGUGAUGGAGUUAUCCUUCUUGUUGAUGCAAGACAGGGCGUGAAAGCACAGACUGUCGCUAAUUAUUUAUUAGCAGCUGAUGCCGGACUGACUGUUAUACCAGCUGUUAAUAAGAUUGAUCUUCAUAAUGCUGAUGUACCUGAGACCAUCAGUCAAAUGUGUGUCGGGUUUGGAUUUGAAGAAGAUGAAAUUCACAAGAUAUCGGCUAAACUUGGCACUGGAGUCCCUGAUCUUCUAAACACUGUCAUUAGUAAUAUACCACCUCCAGCAGGCCGACCCGAUAGUCCUCUAAGACUCCUCCUUUUUGACAGCUGGUACGAUAAAUACAGGGGCGUGGUUUGUGUAGUGACUGUGCGAGAUGGGAAGGUUAGUCGUGGUGAUCUGGUGACUUCUAUUCAUAGCAGUAAGAAAUAUGAAGUGGCUGACCUUGGCUUGCUUAGACCUCAGCAAGUGCCUCAAAAUAGUUUAUCAACGGGUCAGGUGGGUUACGUGAUACUAGGAAUGAAAGAUAGCAGGGAGGCAUUAAUUGGAGAUACAAUAUGUCACACAAAAUGUUAUUCAAAGGUCGAACCAUUACCGGGACUUAAACCAGCUAAACCAAUGGUUUUUGCUGGUGUAUAUCCAAUGGAUCAAUCAGAAUACACUGGGCUUCGUGCCUCAAUAGAGAGACUCAUAUUGAAUGACAGCAGUGUCUCCAGUCAGCGUGAUACCAGUGUGGCCCUGGGGCAGGGAUGGAGGCUGGGGUUUCUGGGACUCCUCCAUAUGGACGUCUUUAUACAGAGAUUGGAGGAGGAAUUUAAUGCAUCAGUUUUAUUAACAACACCUAGCGUCCCUUAUCAAGCAUUAAUGAGAGAUGGUAGUAUCCUACAAAUAUUAAAUCCAUCACAUUUUCCUGACAAGAACAAAGUUACUGAGUUCAGAGAGCCAAUAGUAAAAGGGACACUGAUAUUCCCUGAUCAAUACUUAGGGAAACUACUGGCACUCUGUGAAGAGAGGAGAGGUGACCAGCAGCAGUUAGUGUAUCUGACCUCAUCUCGUGUGAUGCUCAAGUAUAUUCUCCCAUUGAGUGAAGUUGUGUUUGAUUUCUUUGAUCAAGUUAAGAGCAUCUCAUCUGGAUAUGCUAGUUUUGAUUAUGAAGAUGCUGGCUACCAGAAAACUAAACUAGUCAAAUUGGAUAUUUUACUAAACGGACAACAAGUUGAUGCCCUUUCAUGUGUGGUACAUGCUGACUCAGCUUAUUCCAUCGGCAGGUCAAUAUGCUCCAAGUUAAAGGACACAAUACGGAGGCAAUUGUUUGAAGUUGCUGUGCAAGCUGCUGUAGGCGGGCGUGUCAUUGCUAGAGAGAGUGUGAAAGCUUUAAGGAAAGACGUUACUGCAAAAUGCUAUGGGGGAGACAUCACAAGGAAAAUGAAGUUACUUCGGCAGCAAAGAGAAGGAAAGAAAAGACUGAAGAGAAUAGGCAAUGUGGAGUUGGACCGAGAUGCAUUUUUAUCAGUAUUGAAAAAGGAUAAAAAAUAAUGUUAAUUUGUAUUAGAAACUAAGCAGUGGCAUAUUAUUAUUAUUAUUACUAUUAUUUUCAUUAUUGGUUGCAAUCUAUAGGUGUUUUCAUUUUAAUAUAAUUCUUUUGAUAAAUGGAA